GCAUUGCAGAAGUUGGAAACUAAGGUAACGAAGAACAGAGAUGAAGGAAUGAGACCAGAAAACAAAAGCAAAAACAGAUAUAAGAACAUCCUUCCCUUUGAUGAAACUAGGGUUACCUUGCAAAACGCAGAUCCCAAUGUUGUCGGCUCUGAUUACAUCAAUGCCAACUAUGUUAUAAACAAAUUAAUGGAUAUUAAUGACCAGAAAGUUUACAUUGCUUGUCAAGGCUGCCUCUUAACAACUGUAAACGAUUUCUGGCAAAUGGUAUGGCAAGAAGAGUCACGAGUAAUUGUCAUGACAACAAGGGAGGUUGAAAAAGGACGGAAUAAGUGUGUGCCAUACUGGCCAACUACUGAAGGAGAGUCAAAGGAAGCAGGCAGAUAUGUGGUGACGUUACUGUCUGAGAAGGAUGCCGCUGAUUACAAGAUCAGAGUGAUGGAGCUCACAGCACCACAUCGGGUAAGAAAACAGUCUUUUCAAUACCUCUGUGCAACCAUUCACACAAGCACACACCACAUUUCUGCAUACAGCACCUGCGGCCCAGAUUCUGUCCCUAUAUCUCAUUCUCUUUCAAUGCAUUUCAUACCUUUGCCUUGAUAAAACCGUCUGAAGAAAAGAGUAUUGUCUCUUUAAAAUAUGGCCUUUCUGUUAUUGACAAACACAGCAGUUGCA
This is a messenger RNA of Sinocyclocheilus grahami, 672 nucleotides long. Its product is annotated as tyrosine-protein phosphatase non-receptor type 6-like. NCBI's taxonomy places the organism in Eukaryota, Metazoa, Chordata, Actinopteri, Cypriniformes, Cyprinidae. The annotation marks the transcript as partial. Gene Ontology annotation, cellular component: cytoplasm. Gene Ontology annotation, molecular function: phosphotyrosine residue binding; non-membrane spanning protein tyrosine phosphatase activity. The transcript is spliced from 4 exons. Gene Ontology annotation, biological process: intracellular signal transduction; mitotic cell cycle; cell differentiation. The record is from RefSeq and is a predicted model, not a curated record.